Messenger RNA from Nelumbo nucifera (sacred lotus), 1324 nucleotides. The record is from RefSeq and is a predicted model, not a curated record. NCBI's taxonomy places the organism in Eukaryota, Viridiplantae, Streptophyta, Magnoliopsida, Proteales, Nelumbonaceae.
CUCCUAGCCGAAACCCAAAUAGGUCACUCAUCCUUCUCAUCUGAUCGAUUUGUUCCCAGAAUCCCAGUUUCCCUGUUACUGCUACUCAUCGUCGAUCAAAUAUCCACUCUGUAAUUGAUCUCUGUUUUACGUGUUUUCAGCAGUUGAAACUUGAAAGCUCGCUCAAGUAAGACUCUGCUUUCUCCUUCUUCUGGCUUUAAGGUGCAUGAGAUUUGAAUUGCGAAGGAUCCCGUUCUAACACUCUUGGAAACAGAAAUUUGAAUUGACCCAAAUAAUGUAGCAAAGCCUGCAGUCGGUAAUUCUUGGGUUCUGUCUUGAUUGUCUGAAUUCCUAUGCCUGUUUGUUUCAUGGUCGAUCUGCUUUCUUCGGUGUUUUUUGGGUGGAUUCCUCUUGAAUUGCAUCGGGUCGGUGAUUAUUAUAGGAGGGAUAACAAACAGAAAGGAUGAGUAGAAAACAAGUAAUAAGGCAGAGGUAUGAUAAAAUUGUUCUGCAAACAUACUGAGGUAGCUUCCAUUGAAGAUUCUGAUAAGUAGGCAGAAUCUACUACUCUUUUCAGUUGUGAGCUUAACUUUCACACCCAUGUCAGCACCAAAUGAUGAUAAUGCAUCUGCUCAUUCUCAGUUGUCAUCUCAUUUUUUUGCGGGCCUUCUUGACUCCAUAAUUGUAGAUGUUGCAUCUGAGUGCCACCGGAUAGCUAGGCUAGGUCUUGAUCGUAAUUUAGAGGAAGAGGAGGAGGAAUUGAGGCUGUCAGCACAGGCUAGGGUGAGGGUAGCUGAUCCUAGUAAUAGUGGUGAAGUAAACAAUAAGCAUGUGGUUGACAUAUUUGGACAAACUCAUCCUGCUGUUGCCAAUGAAAUAUUUGAAUGCAUGAACUGUGGGCGGUCGAUCAUGGCUGGAAGGUUUGCUCCACAUUUGGAGAAGUGCAUGGGGAAGGGUCGAAAGGCUCGCCUCAAGUCAACAAGAAGUAGCAAAACUCCACAGAACCGGUAUUCACGUGGCAGCCCAGUUUCUACCUACUAUACCUACUCCAAUUCCGCUAGUGUAAACCGGAUUGUAAAUGGAACACCUGGUCCUACAGGUGAGGAGUAUGCUGAUGGCACCUUUGAGGAGACAUGAUAUUCUAAGCAAAUGGGCUUCUCUGGGCUUCUAUGAAUAAAGAUCGACAGAAUUACUUGGUCAUGAGGGAGCACCAACUUCAUGUUUUAUGAUGAUUUAUGCUAUGUGCUUUUAGGAAAUGGGGAGGUAACCAUAUUGAUGUGAUGUUCUUUGAUCACUUCAUGUCUGAGUAUUGGAGAUCCAUAACCUAUCUCCCUAUUACCUUCAA